AUGUGGGGCUACAGCGUGGACGAGCGAAAGCUCCAACGCGAAGACACCAAUGGUCCACCCACGAAUCAAUGGCACAAUGCGCAGCGAACGGGCGGUACUCAUCCCACCGAGGAGGUCGAAGGCGAAGGCGAAGGAACGUGGGGUGAGAACGAUGUCGGUGGAUUCACCACUCGCCAGGCAAUGGAGGACUACGAGGCCCUUAGGAAGGAUCUCACACAACUCUCAAAAACACGCUCGCGAGACACUCAGCACUCUCUCAAACGAACGACCACUGGACAGACUGCGAAGAGCGGACGAAAGUCCUUGACAAGCCGUCAAGCGACACAUACCUCCGAAGCCGCCGAACAGGACGUCGAGGCGGGACCACAAGAAGAGGUCGAGGAGUCGAAAAAGGACGACGACGAUGAGGACGACUUCGAACUCGAUCGUUUCAUGAGGGAAGGGCACUUUGAGAAGCGAUCCGACGGUACCUCGGACAAACGUGUCGGUGUGGUAUACAAGGAUCUCACGGUCAAGGGUAUCGGAUCGACGACUUCGUUUGUCCGAACAUUGCCCGAUGCCAUUAUCGGCACUUUCGGUCCGGACUUGUUCAAGAUCAUCUGCCGGUUCGUGCCUGCACUGGCAAAACGUACUGGCGAGACACGUACUCUCCUCAACGGCUUCACGGGAUGUGUUCGAGAUGGCGAAAUGAUGCUGGUUCUUGGACGACCAGGAUCCGGCUGUUCGACUUUCCUCAAGGCCAUCAGCAAUAACCGCGAGACGUACGCUGAAGUCACUGGAGAUGUCUCAUACGGUGGCAUCCCAGCCGACAAGCAGAAGAAGAUGUAUCGCGGAGAGGUGGUCUACAAUCAAGAAGAUGACGUUCACUUCGCGACGCUCAAUGUCUGGCAGACCUUCAUUUUCGCUUUGAUGAACAAGACCAAGAAGAAGGAGACUGGCAAUAUCCCUGUCAUCGCGGAAGCGCUGAUGAAGAUGUUUGGUAUCCCUCACACGAAAUACACGUUGGUCGGGGAUGAUUUCGUGAGAGGUGUUUCUGGAGGUGAGCGGAAGCGUGUUUCUAUCGCUGAGACGCUGGCUUCGAAGAGUACUGUUGUCUGCUGGGACAACUCGACUCGCGGUCUUGAUGCUUCCACCGCAUUGGACUACGCACGCUCUCUGAGAGUCAUGACUGAUGUCAGCAAUCGCACGACUUUGGUGACCCUCUAUCAGGCAGGUGAAGGAAUUUACGAAGUCAUGGACAAGGUUCUCGUCAUUGACGAAGGCCGCGAAAUUUACUCUGGACCUGCCAAGGAGGCCAGACAGUACUUCAUCGAUCUUGGAUACGAGGCUCCUGAACGCCAAACCACAGCAGAUUUCUUGACCGCCGUUACGGAUCCCGUGGAGCGCAAAUUCCGAAAGGGCUACGAACACAAGGCUCCCAAGGGUCCCGAAGCCCUGGAGAAGGCCUUCAGAGAGUCACCCAACUACCAAAAGGUUCUCGAGGACAUCACCGAUUAUGAAAACUACCUCAAGGAGACCGACUACAACGAUGCAAGGGAAUUCGAAGACGCCGUUCAAGACGGCAAGUCGAAGCGUGUGUCCAACAAGUCCAGCUACACAGUCUCGUUCCAACGUCAAGUUCUGGCCUGCGUCAAGCGUGAGGCAUGGCUGCUUUGGGGUGACAAGACGACACUGUGGACCAAGCUCUUCAUCAUCAUCUCCAACGGUCUCAUUGUCGGCUCUCUCUUCUACGGCGAAUCCUUCGACACUUCCGGUGCCUUCACUCGUGGCGGUGCUCUCUUCUUCUCGAUUCUCUUCCUUGGCUGGCUCCAACUUACUGAGCUGAUGAAGGCCGUCAGUGGCAGAGCUGUCGUCAAGCGCCACGAAGACUACGCCUUUUACCGCCCAUCCGCCGUCACGAUCGCCAGAGUGGUCAUGGACUUGCCCGUCAUUCUCGUCCAGGUCCUCAUCUUCGGCAUCAUCAUGUUCUUCAUGACCAACAUGACCAUAAGCGCUUCUCAGUUCUUCAUCUACAUGCUUUUUGUGUACAUCACGACGAUUCUGUUGACAGCGCUCUACCGCAUGUUCGCAUCGCUCUCCCCGGAGAUCGAUACGGCCGUGCGAUUCAGUGGAAUAGCUCUCAACCUUUUGGUAAUCUACACUGGAUAUGUGAUCCCGCGACCGCAACUCCUCACCAAGUACAUCUGGUUCGGCUGGAUAUACUGGAUCAACCCGCUCUCCUACAGCUUCGAGGCUGUGAUUACAAACGAAUUCGCUGGCCGAACGAUGGCUUGUGCUCCAUCGCAGCUCGUUCCACAAGGUCCCGGUAUCGAUCCAGCGUAUCAAGGCUGUGCUCUAGCCGGAGCAGACGUCAACGCUCAAUCGGUCGAUGGCUCCGCAUACCUGGCCACUCAGUUCAACUACUCGAGAAGCAACCUGUGGCGCAACUUUGGCGUCGUCAUCGCUUUCAUUGUACUCUACAUCCUGGUCACUGUCAUUGCUACUGAGACGGUCUCUUUCGCUGGUGGCGGUGGUGGCGCGCUCAUCUUCAAGAAGUCGAAAAAGGCCAAGAAGCAAGUCAAGCAUGCCAAGCAUGCCGAUGAGGAGAAGGGUGGUAUUGCUGAGGAUAGCAGUAGCUCUAGCAAGAAGAAUGCCAGCUUGGGUGACGCUCCGAACGAGGACAAGGAGGAUGAGGCGCUCGACAAGCUCACCAAGAGCGAGAGCAUCUUCACAUGGAAGGACGUCGAAUACACUGUCCCAUACAUGGGCGGCGAGCGCAAGCUCCUGAACAAGGUCAAUGGUUAUGCUAAGCCCGGUGUCAUGGUCGCCUUGAUGGGAGCUUCUGGUGCCGGAAAGACGACUCUCCUCAAUACUCUGGCGCAACGUCAAAGCAUGGGUGUCGUCUCCGGAGAGAUGUUCGUUGACGGACGUCCCCUCGGCCGCGAGUUCCAGCGUAACACUGGCUUCUGUUUGCAGGGCGAUCUCCACGACGGCACUGCAACGAUCCGCGAGGCGCUUGAAUUCUCGGCCAUUCUGCGCCAGGACGCCAGCGUUUCCAGGGAAGAGAAGAUCGCAUACGUCGAUACUGUCAUUGACCUCCUCGAGCUCAACGACAUGCAAGACGCCAUCAUCAGCUCGCUAGGCGUGGAACAACGUAAGCGUCUGACGAUCGGAGUCGAACUCGCCGCAAAGCCAUCUCUCCUCUUGUUCUUGGACGAACCGACUUCCGGUCUCGACUCGCAAUCCGCCUACUCCAUCGUCAGAUUCUUGAAGAAGCUCGCCAGCGCCGGCCAGGCCAUUGUCUGCACCAUCCACCAGCCUUCCUCUGUUCUGAUCCAGCAAUUCGACAUGAUCCUCGCUCUCAACCCUGGCGGCAACACCUUCUACUUCGGUCCUGUCGGAGAGAACGGCAAGGACGUCACCAAGUACUUCUCCGACCGCGGCGUCGACUGCCCACCACACAAGAACGUUGCGGAGUUCAUCCUCGAGACUGCUGCCAAACCGCACAAGCGCAAGGAUGGAAAGAAGAUCGACUGGAACCAGGAGUGGGUCGAGUCGCAACAAGCCAAAGACGUCCUGGAGGAGAUCGACGGCCUCAAGCAAACCCGCAGCCACGUCUCCACUUCCCAGAAAAACAAGGACGACGAGAAGGAAUUCGCCGCCUCCACCAUGCUGCAAUGCACCGAACUCCUCCGCCGCACUUUCCGCCAAUACUGGCGCGAUCCCUCCUACCUCUACGGCAAAUUCUUCGUCUCCGUCAUCGUCGGCAUCUUCAACGGCUUCACCUUCUGGCAACUCGGCAACACGCAGCAAGACAUGCAGAACCGCAUGUUCACCGCUUUCCUCAUCAUCACCAUCCCUCCCACCAUCGUCAACGCCGUCGUGCCCAAAUUCUACACCAACAUGGCCCUCUGGCAGGCUCGCGAGUACCCCUCGAGAAUCUACGGCUACUUCGCCUUUGUCACCGCACAAGUCGUCGCCGAGAUCCCACCCGCCAUCAUCGGAGCGGUACUCUACUGGGUGCUAUGGUACUGGCCAACCGGCCUCCCAACCGACAGCUCCACUUCCGGCUACGUCUUCUUCAUGACCCUCCUCUUCUUCCUCUUCCAAGCCUCCUGGGGCCAGUGGAUCACCGCCUUCUCCCCAUCCUUCACCGUCAUCUCCAACGUCCUCCCCUUCUUCUUCGUCAUGUUCUCCCUCUUCAACGGCGUCGUGCGUCCUUAUGCUUCCCUGCCCGUCUUCUGGCGCUACUGGAUGUACUACGUCAACCCCUCCACCUGGUGGAUCGGCGGCGUCCUCGCCGCCACGCUCGACGGCAUCCCCGUGCAAUGUGCCGAGACCGAGACCGCGCACUUCGACGCUCCGCCGGGCCAGACGUGCGCUUCCUAUGCCGGCGCUUUUGCCCAAAGUGCGGGAGGGUACCUGCUCAACCCGCAGGAUAACACGAAUUGCAUGUACUGCCCGCUCAGCACUGGCAAUCAAUACUUGGCGCAGCUGAACAUCAAUGCAUCGGACAAGUGGAGGGACCUGGGGAUUUUCGUGGUGUUUGUGUUCUCCAACUGGUUUUUAGUGUACUUCUUCAUCUACACAGUCCGCGUCAAGGGGUGGACGUUCGGAUUCGGACCGCUCUUCGGAGCCCUUGGAAAGGGCGUGGAGUUGAUUAAGAAGCCGUUUAAAAAGGGGGAGAAGAAGGAGCAGAGCGAGGAGUAA
Messenger RNA from Zymoseptoria tritici IPO323, 4689 nucleotides. It is a transcript of the gene MgAtr1, whose product is annotated as ABC transporter. The record is from RefSeq and is a predicted model, not a curated record. The coding region runs from base 1 to 4689 and encodes 1562 amino acids. Lineage: Eukaryota; Fungi; Ascomycota; Dothideomycetes; Mycosphaerellales; Mycosphaerellaceae. Gene Ontology annotation, cellular component: membrane. The transcript is spliced from 3 exons. Gene Ontology annotation, biological process: transmembrane transport. Gene Ontology annotation, molecular function: ATP hydrolysis activity; ABC-type transporter activity; ATP binding.